AUGACAGGCCCGGCGCCAAGGAUACACCUGAGCCGCGCCAGCACCAGUGUUUCCGAUGACCAGGCCGACAGGGGCGGUGAGGGGGCUACAGAGGCGGGACUCUGGGCCAGCCUCACCUCAGAUCACCUGUUCGACCUCCGGAACCACUUCUUACAGGCGGGGGGGUGGGUGGCCGGGGGGAGCGAGGACGCCGCCCACAGCCACCUCCUCACGCGUCAGCAGUUUGUGGAAGUGGUCACCUCCCUCUUCGGGCACGACCAGUACGAGGGGGUGUGCGGCACGAUCUUCGACAACGUGGUGGCCACCUACAGCCCGUCCCUGCCCAGCCUUGGUUCCAGCGGGUCCAGCAUCCACACGCCCAACAUAAGCAGCAGCAGCAGCAACUUGAGCAGUAGCAGCAGCGGCAGCAGCGUCGGCAUCAAGGGCGGCGCCCCUGGCAUCAGCUGGGCAGGUCUGGUGUCUUACUUGGCGGCGGGUGUGGGCGCCGAAACGCAGAAGGCCGCCCCGAUCCCGCCUUUCCAGCCCACGCCCCGCUACCGCCUGCUCCUGCACAACAAGCGGGAGGGCGUGGCCGGCGCGCUAGUGUGUGGGCGUCGCCGGCUGCUGCUGGUGGGCACGAGAGGCUCCCUCACCAAGGUGCUUCCCAGCCGCUGGCGUCAGCAGCAGCACGCCCGCCUGCUCCUCGACGCUGAUCCCGACGAGGAGCAGCACAGACACCAGGCCCAGCACAAGGUGGGACUCGGCACCUGGGUGGUGGGCGUGGCGCUCUUGGAGGAUAAUGUGGCCGUGGUGGCGGCCUCUUCGUCCACGCUGCACCUGGUGGACACCUCGACCACCCCUCAGGAGAUGCUGAGAAUCACCAACCUGCCGGCGCUCCCCUCCUGCGUGGCCGCUGGGUGAGUGGGCUUAAAAACGUUCAGAAUUGAGCUGAACAGCGUGUGUUCCUGCCAGCCAUGGCCACGUUUGGUGGUGUUCAUCUCCACAAAUCACCAAAAUGAAACUUAAAGUGUUGAAAAUUAAAUAAAUAAAAAAAAUCAUGAAAUUACUGUUGAAUUUCUCACACACUCUGGCCAAAUCAGUAUAUAAGAAGCAUGACUGAUGAAGGGAUAGAGUGCA
Molecule: messenger RNA, 1116 nt
Organism: Eriocheir sinensis (Chinese mitten crab)
Lineage: Eukaryota; Metazoa; Arthropoda; Malacostraca; Decapoda; Varunidae
Exons: 8
Coding region: 1-900 (299 amino acids)
Source: RefSeq, a predicted model, not a curated record